UACGAUUUAAGGUCAAUAACAUAUAUACCUAACAGACUUGGAUGUUUUAUAGAUUUAAGGUGUGAAGCUCUAUCUAAAUCUAAGAAUUCUCGUCAGAAGUCCAGCAAUGGUCGCUCAUUUAACAGUGUAGUGACAUACACAUGCAAGCCUCCAUUCAAACUACGUGGCUCGUCUACACGAACAUGCAGAGCAAUAGGAAAAUGGGACGGGAAGAAGGCAAGAUGCAGAAUCGCGUGCAAGGACCCAGGUGAAAUUUCUUCCGGAAACAGACGAUUGGAGGGCCUACAAGCCGGGAAGUAUAUUCAGUAUUGGUGCUUUGAUUCUUACAACCUAAUCGGAUCAGCUAGGAUCAUGUGCCUUGAGACAGGAGAAUGGAGUGCCCCAAAGCCAAAAUGUGAACUUCCGCAGUGCAAUCCACCCAAGAUUCCGGAUUCAGCUAUCGUCUACUACCCGCGAAGGAUGAAAAAGACAUUUAAAUACAGCGAUCGCGUGUUAUUAAAAUGUAAAGAAGGGUAUUUCAAGUCAAGCGGUGGGGUUUUGUCAUGCAAAGGUUCUAACCAAUGGACGGGAGAUAUCACUUGCUCACCUAAAAGCUGCGGCCGUCCGAGGGACGUUCCUAACGGAAAAAUUAUAGGAUACUUAUAUUCAUUCAAGGAGAAGGUGCGUUACGUAUGUAAUAAAGGUUACAAGCUAAAUGGACCAGCUUACAGAAUAUGUCAGGCAAACGAGGAGUGGGGUGGUAGAACGCCAACUUGUGAAGUGGUGGGCUGUGGACCCCUGGACAAGCCAAACCAUGGAGACAUAAUUGAACAAGUGGGGCUAACGUUUGGAAAUAGAAUAGUCUUCGAAUGUAAAGAUAAAGGUUACGAAAUGAAGGGUUCAAGAAUAAGAACUUGCCAAAGUGACGGAACCUGGAGUGGCUCCCCUACAACAUGCGAGAUUGUUCGAUGCGGUGAUCCUGGAAAACCCGCAAAUGGAGGGAAACUUGUUAAUAAAGGCUUCGUGUACGGUGGAUCUGUGGAGUUUACAUGCGACAAAGAUUUCACUCUGAGAGGCAAGUCGACCAUUUCCUGCCAGGAGAAUAAGGAAUGGACCGCUUCUGUUCCACGAUGUCUUGCUUUUGGCUAUACAAGGGUUGGUGCCUCUCCCAUCACGUGCAAUGAUGGUAACUGGAACAAUCCAGCUCCAGUCUGCAAAGGUAUUUGCCCACGACCGAGAACCCCAAACAGAGGAAGAUUGCAUGGGAAUAAGGUUCGAUUUAUCGACGGAGAUGAAGUUACAUAUUCCUGCGACAGCAACCAUGACUUGUUUGGAAACGACAGAAUACGCUGCGUUGGAAAGAAUUGGGAUUCCAGUAUACCAGUUUGUAAAGUUUUAGAAUGCUGCGACACUUCAAUCUCAUUUGUCAUGUUUUUUUAUUAUUAUUAUUUUCUUCUUUUUAACACAGCAGUGUGUCCAGAUCCCGGUGAACCAUCCAAAGGAAAACGCCUGAAUGACAAUUUUCAGGAGGGGCAAACAGUUACAUUUGAAUGCAAUAGAAAUCACGACUUAGUGGGGAAUGACACAAUUCGGUGUAGACGUGGAGCGUGGAGUGGUGUCAUACCUGAAUGCAAAGCUCGUUGCAGUUUUUCAAGACUACCCAGAGGAGGUUUAUAUGUGGAAGGCAGAAGUAAGAAAAAUGCCAUGAUCAAGCACGGUGAAAAAAUAACUUACGGCUGCCUACCAGAUUACACGAUGGUUGGAUCUAAGACACAGGAAUGCGACAAUGGACGCUGGACCAGUGAUGCUCCAGUUUGUAAAGCUUUCUGCCUAAAUCCUGGCGGUUUAGUUCACGGAAAAAAGAUCGGUGCUGAUUACAGGCACGGCAAAACAGUUUGGUAUCGAUGCGAUGCAGAGUAUACUCUCAAAGGCAACGACAAACUGACAUGCAAUGAUGGAGGGUGGGACCUCGAUCCCCCAGAAUGUAAAGCACCAUGCAUCAACCCAGGAACACCACCUAAUGGACGUAUGCAAGGAAACGACUUCAGACACGACUCGUUAGUGGUAUUUACUUGCGAUCGAAAUUAUCAACUAGAUGCUCGAUGUGCUUUCGAUGAUAACCUAGACAAUGGUUACACGACAAACGGCAUUUUUAUAAUAGGUGAACUCUUGCCACAUGGCAGCCAUUUAGAGUACGCUUGUGCUGUAUCGUACACUUUAACUGGCUCCAACAUUCGUAAUUGUGACGAUGGGUUUUGGGAUAGAAAGCUUCCUUCUUGCAAGGCAUCUUGUGAUGAUCCUGGUCAUUUAGCUCGAGGGAGAAGAAAUGGCAACCACUUUUCGCAUGGUCAGAUGGUGACAUAUGAAUGCACUACACAGGGCUACAGUUUGGUAGGGAAGCCAGAAAUGACCUGUAACGAUGGCAGCUGGGAUUCAGGAAGGCCGGAAUGUAAAGCGACUUGUGAUCCACUGCCAGCGCUCUCUAAUGGCAAAGUAAAUAGCCACAAUACAGACCACGGAGCAGUAGUCUCGUACUCAUGCAACGAAGGAUUUCAACUGCAAGGCUCCCAGCAGAUUAUGUGCAUCGAUGGCGAAUGGAAUGCAAAUUCUCCAACUUGCAANUGGUCAGAUGCGAUUUGUGAUCCACUGCCAGCGAUCUCUAAUGGCAAGGUAAACAGCCACAAUACAAACCAUGGAGCAGUAAUCUCAUUCUCAUGCAACAAAGGAUUUCAACUGCAAGGCUCCCAGCAGAUUAUGUGCAUCGAUGGCAAAUGGAAUGCAAAUUCUCCAACUUGCAAAGGACUUUGUAGAGAUCCGGGACCACUCGAGAACGGACGCGUCAUCGGGGACGACUUCAGUUAUGGCUCCUCAGUUAUAUUUGAGUGUAAUUUUGGCUACGAUUUAGAAGGCCCAGCCUCUUCAACUUGCAAAAAAGGAAUAUGGAACGGUAGAAUCCCAGCAUGUAAAAAACGUUGUCAGGAUCCCGGAAAGCCUCAAAAUGGGUGGAAGUUAGGCCAGAACCACUCCCAUGGUGGUAUUGUACAGUUUCGAUGUAAAAACAGGACUUUUGAUCUUGUGGGAGCUUCAACUAUAACAUGCAACGAGGGAGAGUGGAGUCAUCAAACACCCUCUUGUGAAGCUCCUUGCCCAGACCCUGGCCUUCCCUAUCAAGGAAACAGGAUUGGCGAUGACUUUCGUCAUGACAGAACAGUUACGUUCACGUGUCCUAGAGAUUACCGUAUGGAGGGUGUGCAAACGAUAACAUGCUCAGACGGACAAUGGAGCAACAGAAAGCCAAGUUGUAGGGCACCGUGUGCCAAACUCGCCCCGACAGCUCAUGGCUGGAGAUCAGGAGAAGACGACUUCAGACAUGGGGCCUCUGUGAAGUUUUAUUGUACACGUGGCUAUACAAGGGUUGGUGCCUCUUCCAUCACAUGCUAUGAUGGUAACUGGAACAAUCCAGCUCCAAUCUGCAAAGGUAUUUGCCCACCACCACCGAGAGCCCCAUACAAUGGAAGAAUACUUGGGGACAAGGAUCGAUUUCUCGAGGGCGAUGAAGUUGCCUAUUCCUGUAAUAGCAACUAUGACUUGUCUGGAAUCGACAGAAUACGCUGCGUUGGAAAGAACUGGGAUUCCACUAGUGUACCAGUUUGUAAUGCUCGUUGCAGUUUUUCAAGAAGACCCGGAGGAGGUUUGUAUGUGGAAGGCAGAAGUAAGAACAAUGAAAUGAUCAAGCACGGUGAAAAAAUAACUUACGGUUGUCUACGAAAUUACAAGAUGAUUGGAUCUAAGACACAGGAAUGCGACAAUGGACGUUGGACCAGUGAUGCUCCAGUUUGCAAAGCUUUCUGCCUAUCUCCUGGUGAUAUUAUUCACGGGAAAAAGAUCGGUUCUGAUUACAGGCACGGCGAAACAGUUUGGUAUCAAUGCGAUGCAAGGUAUACACUCAAAGGCAACGACAGACUGACAUGCAAUGAUGGAAGUUGGAACCUCGAUCCCCCAGAAUGUAAAGCACCAUGCGACAACCCAGGAACACCACCUAAUGGACGCAUGCAAGGAAACGACUUUAGACACGACUCGUUUGUGGUAUUUACUUGCGAUCGAAGUUAUCAACUAGAUGGUAGUAGAAAUAUCCACUGCAAUGAUGGCUCUUGGAGUGGUUCUGUUCCUAAUUGUGUUGGUAAGUAUUAUUAUAUAUCUUCUCAUCUAAUAGCUCCUUGCCCAGACCCUGGCCUUCCCUAUCAAGGAAACAGGAUUGGCGAUGACUUUCGUCAUGACAGAACAGUUACGUUCACGUGUCCUAGAGAUUACCGUAUGGAGGGUGUGCAAACGAUAACAUGCUCAGACGGACAAUGGAGCAACAGAAAGCCAAGUUGUAGGGCACCGUGUGCCAAACUCGCCCCGACAGCUCAUGGCUGGAGAUCAGGAGAAGACGACUUCAGACAUGGGGCCUCUGUGAAGUUUUAUUGUACACGUGGCUAUACAAGGGUUGGUGCCUCUUCCAUCACAUGCUAUGAUGGUAACUGGAACAAUCCAGCUCCAAUCUGCAAAGGUAUUUGCCCACCACCACCGAGAGCCCCAUACAAUGGAAGAAUACUUGGGGACAAGGAUCGAUUUCUCGAGGGCGAUGAAGUUGCCUAUUCCUGUAAUAGCAACUAUGACUUGUCUGGAAUCGACAGAAUACGCUGCGUUGGAAAGAACUGGGAUUCCACUAGUGUACCAGUUUGUAAUGCUCGUUGCAGUUUUUCAAGAAGACCCGGAGGAGGUUUGUAUGUGGAAGGCAGAAGUAAGAACAAUGAAAUGAUCAAGCACGGUGAAAAAAUAACUUACGGUUGUCUACGAAAUUACAAGAUGAUUGGAUCUAAGACACAGGAAUGCGACAAUGGACGUUGGACCAGUGAUGCUCCAGUUUGCAAAGCUUUCUGCCUAUCUCCUGGUGAUAUUAUUCACGGGAAAAAGAUCGGUUCUGAUUACAGGCACGGCGAAACAGUUUGGUAUCAAUGCGAUGCAAGGUAUACACUCAAAGGCAACGACAGACUGACAUGCAAUGAUGGAAGUUGGAACCUCGAUCCCCCAGAAUGUAAAGCACCAUGCGACAACCCAGGAACACCACCUAAUGGACGCAUGCAAGGAAACGACUUUAGACACGACUCGUUUGUGGUAUUUACUUGCGAUCGAAGUUAUCAACUAGAUGGUAGUAGAAAUAUCCACUGCAAUGAUGGCUCUUGGAGUGGUUCUGUUCCUAAUUGUGUUGCGGUGUGUCCAGAUCCCGGUGAACCAUCCAACGGAAAACGCCUGAAUAACAAUUUCCAGGAGGGACAAACAGUGACUUUUAAAUGCAAUAGAAAUCACGACUUAGUGGGGAAUGACACAAUUCGGUGUAGACGUGGAGCGUGGAGUGGCGUCAUACCUGAAUGCAAAGCUCGAUGUGCUUUAGAUGGUAACCUAGACAACGGACACACGACAAACGGCAUUUUUAUAAUAGGUGAACUCCUGCCACAUGGCAGCCACGUAGAGUACGCUUGUGCUGUAUCGUACACUUUAACUGGCACCAACAUUCGUCAUUGUGACGAUGGGUUUUGGGAUAGAAAUCUUCCUUCUUGCAAGGCAUCUUGUGAUGAUCCUGGUCAUUUAGCUCGAGGGAGAAGAAAUGGCAACCAGUUUUCGCAUGGUCAGAUGGUGGAAUAUGAAUGCACUACACAGGGCUACAAUUUGGUAGGCAAGCCACAAUUGAACUGUAACGAUGGCACCUGGGAUUCAAAAAGGCCGGAAUGUAAAGCGACUUGUGAUCCACUGCCAGCGCUCUCAAAUGGCAAAGUAAAUAGCCACAAUACAAACCAUGGAGCAGUAGUCUCAUUCUCAUGCAACAAAGGAUUUCAACUGAAAGGCUCCAAGGAGAUUACGUGCAUCGAUGGCAAAUGGAAUGCAAAUUCUCCAACUUGCAAAGGACUUUGUAGAGAUCCGGGACCACUCGAGAACGGACGCGUCAUCGGGGGCGACUUCAGUUAUGGCUCCUCAGUUAUAUUUGGGUGUAAUUUUGGCUACGAUUUACAAGGCCCAGCCUCUUUAACUUGCAGGAAAGGAAUAUGGGACGGUAGAAUCCCAGCAUGUAAAAAACGUUGUCAGGAUCCAGGAAAUCCUCAAAAUGGGUGGAAGUUAGGCCAGAACCACUCGCAUGGUGGUAGUGUACAGUUUCGAUGUAAAAACAGGACUUUUGAUCUUGUGGGAGCUUCAACUAUAACAUGCAACGAGGGAGAGUGGAGUCAUCAUACACCCUCUUGUGAAGGUAAAAAUCACGACUUAGUGGGGAAUGACACAAUUCGGUGUAGACGUGGAGCGUGGAGUGGUGUCAUACCUGAAUGCAAAGCUCGAUGUGCUUUCGAUGAUAACCUAGACAAUGGUUACACGACAAACGGCAUUUUUAUAAUAGGUGAACUCUUGCCACAUGGCAGCCAUUUAGAGUACGCUUGUGCUGUAUCGUACACUUUAACUGGCUCCAACAUUCGUAAUUGUGACGAUGGGUUUUGGGAUAGAAAGCUUCCUUCUUGCAAGGCAUCUUGUGAUGAUCCUGGUCAUUUAGCUCGAGGGAGAAGAAAUGGCAACCACUUUUCGCAUGGUCAGAUGGUGACAUAUGAAUGCACUACACAGGGCUACAGUUUGGUAGGGAAGCCAGAAAUGACCUGUAACGAUGGCAGCUGGGAUUCAGGAAGGCCGGAAUGUAAAGCGACUUGUGAUCCACUGCCAGCGCUCUCUAAUGGCAAAGUAAAUAGCCACAAUACAGACCACGGAGCAGUAGUCUCGUACUCAUGCAACGAAGGAUUUCAACUGCAAGGCUCCCAGCAGAUUAUGUGCAUCGAUGGCGAAUGGAAUGCAAAUUCUCCAACUUGCAAAGGACUUUGUAGAGAUCCGGGACCACUCGAGAACGGACGCGUCAUCGGGGACGACUUCAGUUAUGGCUCCUCAGUUGAAUUUUGGUGUAAUUUUGCCUACGAUUUAGUAGGCCCAGCCUCUUCAACUUGCAGGAAAGGAAUAUGGAACGGUAGAUUCCCAGCAUGUAAAAUUUGUGCAAGGCCUCUUGGUUUGGAGAACAAUAACAAUCGGGCUAUCAGGAUCAGAUCACUGGCAUCCUUAACAGACCCUGCUUAUCCACCGAAUGCUGCACGACUCAAUGGUCCCUCAGCUUGGUGUCCACCAAAAACACAAGCUUACUUACAAAUUGAUCUCGAUAAAACCUACAAGCUCACAGCUAUUGCUACACAGGGAGGACCAGUCCUUAACAAAUGGGUUCAAAGAUACAGAAUCAGCUUCAACGCUGGACCUAAAAUUGUAGAUUACAGUGAGUCUGGAUCAAGAAAGGUUAUCCCGGGAAACAAGGACUCUUCGACCCUGGUAGAAUACAAGUUCAAAGAGCCGUUCAUCGCCAGGACUAUCAGGAUUCAUCCCUUGUCUGCUAAUGACGACUUUAUCUGCUUAAGAGUGGAAUUAUACGGCUGUGAUCCUAGCCCAGACUGUAUCCUGGUUGGUUCAAUGUUUUGGGGAUUAUGGAGGUAUAAUCAUGGCGCCGAUAACUACUACAAAGUUUACAUCACAAAGCUUAAUGUCACACGCGUUGACUUCGUGUUAACAUUGAGUGAAAAGCAUACACGCAGCUACCGGCGAACUCAAGAAGUGCUUAUUUUAGACACGAUUCGAAAAAAGAAGGAUAUUCCGAUUAAUUCAUCAGUAAUAGCCCUUCACAGAGAGGGUAAACCAGAGUGGUAUCGAUCCGGUACUGUCGUGGAGUUUUCGG
Orbicella faveolata is the source of this 7768-nucleotide messenger RNA. Its product is annotated as sushi, von Willebrand factor type A, EGF and pentraxin domain-containing protein 1-like. The record is from RefSeq and is a predicted model, not a curated record. Gene Ontology annotation, molecular function: peptidase inhibitor activity. Gene Ontology annotation, cellular component: extracellular region. Lineage: Eukaryota; Metazoa; Cnidaria; Anthozoa; Scleractinia; Merulinidae.